Molecule: messenger RNA, 2314 nt
Organism: Siniperca chuatsi (mandarin fish)
Lineage: Eukaryota; Metazoa; Chordata; Actinopteri; Centrarchiformes; Sinipercidae
Exons: 10
Coding region: 699-2087 (462 amino acids)
Source: RefSeq, a predicted model, not a curated record
UUGGACUCGACAUACUGCACCCCAUACGACAGGUCUUUUAUUUAAUGCAAUGUUCCCUCGGUUUUGAGCAACAGCCUUCCACUUAUGCUACUGAUAAAUCUAAGAUUACGUAUAUUAUAGGGUUGCUUAGUGGGAGCGCUUUAGCUUGGGCCACCACUGUGUGGGAGAAUCAAUCUGCCAUUAACUCCUCAUUUGUUAAUUUCAUUGCUAAGAUGAGGAAAGUUUUUGACUAACCUGUUCAGGGUAAAGCUGCUAGACAUCUACUCCAUAUCCGCCAGGGUUCCCGUAGUGUCGCCAAAUAUUCUGUUGAAUUUAGAACCAUAGCUGCUGACUCCGGGUGGAACGAUAGCUCUCUGCAGGGUUUUUUUCUUAAUGGGCUCAGUGAAAUAAUUAAUGAAGAAUUAGCUGCUCGAGACCAGACAAACGCCCUCGAUGCCCUAAUUUCCUAGGCCAUAAAGAGAGACAAUCGCUUCAGAGAACAACGUAGAGAGAGGGCUAUUUGUCCCCCUACUGCUUCACACCUAUCCGCUCCACCUGUUGUAAGAAAUGCUCACCCUGGUCCACCUUUUGUCUGCCCUGCUAUCAAUACCUCCCCUUCAGCCUCAGCAGGAGAGGCUGUUUGCCUUAGUUGAGCAACAGGUUUCUCCACCUGGAUCACGAAGACGUAUUGGAGAAAAAAGCACCAGAACUGAGGCAAUAUGUCUGUCUACAAGAAUCAGCAGCCCUCUCUAAAGAAGUUCCGACUGAGUUUUUACAUCUGUGCAGUCGUUGUCAUCCUCUAUCUCAUCAAGCUGAUCUGGAACUACUGGCCUGACAGGAGCUUCCAGUCCUGGAUCCCACCCCGCCCAGCACCCCUAAAACCCAUCCCAGUGCCUCCACAAAGUUGUUCAGGGAAAAUAGUUCCUCGGGAACAAAAUGGGACCUUCGUGGCAGUCAUCGGGACGAAGACACAGCUGGUAGCAGCUUAUUGGGAGCACCGCACAGGAAAAAAAGAGGUUCGUGUUGUUGCAGUGAUGCUGAGGAGCGAGACAGUAGACUAUUACUGCCAUCUCUGUUGUAAGGGCAAACUGAACAGCGCUAAAGGUGUCAUCGACAUCAUCCCUUAUCACUUUGGCUUUGCGUACGGGACAGCAUACAUCAUGUGUCCUCUCCCCUCAGGCUGUGAGACCCCAUCUCAUAUUGCUGUGACCUCUGCUGCCGACUCUAAAGACAAACUUGAGUUUUUGGAGGUGAAGAACAAGAAGGCGAAAAGUGACUCCUUUCCUUACAACUUCGCCGUCUGCUUCUCCACCAUGUAUCGUUUCAGCAACGUGCUGCAGUUGGUCCAGAGUUUGGAAAUGAUGCAGUUACUGGGGGUGAACAGAGUUGUCAUCUAUAAGACCAGCUGCAACGACGAUACACAGCGCAUUCUGGACUACUACACACGCAAAGGUUUAGUAGAGGUGAUUCCUUGGUCUAUGUCCAGAUUUCUGCGUGUAUCUCGAAGCUGGAAGCCUGAUGUCAGUCCAGGUGACAUCCACUACUACGGCCAGAUCCCUGCUCUCAAUGACUGUAUUUACAGAUACAUGUACCAAUCCAGAUACGUGGCCCUGCAUGACACAGACGAGCUCAUACUGCCCCAGUCAGUCAACAGUUGGUUGGAGCUGUUGCCGCUGCUGGAAAAGACAUAUGGCGUUGACAGGGGUUACAUGUUUGAGAAUUACGUGUUCCCCAUCAGGCCGCCUCCUCCCUCCAAAACUCCGCCCCCGCAGAACCACGACUGGAAGAAUGUGUCCGGGGUGAACAUCCUGGCUCACCUGUACCACGAACCCGCCACUUCACUGAAUCGAUACAACUGCAAGAUCAUUGUCAAUCCUCGAGUUGUGUUCUACACGGCCGUCCAUGGAGAGAUGAGCCCACAGAUUGGUUCCAGGGUUGACAGUAAAAUAGCACGGAUGUACCACACAAGAGCUCCAGCACAACCCAAGCUGACAGCAGACCAGCUGAUUUAUGACGACCGACUGCUGAAGUACAAAGACCACCUCACACGGAGUGUCGAUACUGUGCUCAGAGACAGUGGACUUCUACCACAGAACAGCACACAGUAGCCUCUGUUCGUAUCUGUGUGAAUGUGUGUGCUUUCAUCCUUGUGACAAACAAUCUGGAAAGGGAGGACAUUUUGUCUCUUCCUCACCUCUUCAAAGGGCUGUCUGAGGUAUAAGACUAUCCACACAUGAUUUAAGACACAAAAAAUACACUGCUUUGAAUAAUUUAUCUCAUAUUGUUUCUCCACAAAACGUUUAAUUACCUCAUUAAAAAUUCUUCAAAUUGCAAA